This is a messenger RNA of Tetrapisispora phaffii CBS 4417, 4527 nucleotides long. It is a transcript of the gene KOG1, whose product is annotated as ubiquitin-binding TORC1 subunit KOG1. The transcript has a single exon. NCBI's taxonomy places the organism in Eukaryota, Fungi, Ascomycota, Saccharomycetes, Saccharomycetales, Saccharomycetaceae. Gene Ontology annotation, biological process: positive regulation of protein serine/threonine kinase activity; TOR signaling; cellular response to starvation. Bases 1 to 4527 code for a protein of 1508 amino acids. Gene Ontology annotation, cellular component: cytoplasm; TORC1 complex. The record is from RefSeq and is a predicted model, not a curated record. Gene Ontology annotation, molecular function: protein binding; protein-macromolecule adaptor activity.
AUGACUAUUUUUGGUCCACAACCUUUAAGACCUCUGAAUACAGAGACUAGACAUGGUUUUGAAGAACAAUAUAACAGUAAAGAAUUUUUAGAAGCACUGGCAAAUUCAUUUUUGUUUUACUACGAUGAUAAGAGACAUUUAACGAACGGAAAUCCUGUACCAGAUGAUGAAAUAAAGGAAGAUAAAAAUAGAUAUUAUCAACCUAUCUUAGAUUGGAAGAUUAUGAAAGACAGACAAAAGACUGUUAGUGUUGCUUUACUUCUUUGUCUAAAUCUUGGAGUAGAUCCGCCUGAUGUAAUAAAAACUCAACCAUGUGCCAGAGUAGAAGCUGGCAUAGAUCCACUGAAUUUUCAAGAUUCUAAGAAGGCAAUUGAGCAAAUAGGUGAAAAUUUACAAUCGCAAUACGAAAGUUUAUCAUUAAGAGCCAGAUUUAAACAAAGUUUAGAUCCGUCCGUUGAAGAUGUUAAAAGGUUUUGUUAUUCCCUUAGAAGAACAUCAAAAGAAGAUAGAAUUUUAUUUCAUUACAAUGGACAUGGUGUGCCAAAACCUACACCUUCCGGAGAAAUUUGGGUUUUUAAUAGAGGAUAUACACAAUAUAUUCCAGUAUCAUUAUAUGAUCUGCAAACAUGGCUUGGGGCACCUUGCAUUUUUGUCUACGAUUGUAAUUGUGCAGAAAAUAUUGUUUCGAAUUUCCAAACUUUUGUCCAAAAAAGAAUCAAAGAUGACGAAUCAGGAAAGCAUGAUCCAGCUGCACCUUCACCAACUAUUGCAUAUUCUGAAUGUUUUCAAUUAGCGGCAUGUAGAUCUAAUGAACUACUGCAAACAGCUGUAGAACUACCAGCGGAUUUAUUUACAUGUUGUUUAACUAAUCCAAUCGAAAUAAGUGUCAAAGUGUUUUUACUACAAUCUCCAUUAAACAAAUCAAAAUAUAGAGUAUUUUUUGAAUCACAAGAUAGCAAUGAUAGAAUAGAUUUUAAUGAUGAUAUCAGUGGAAUAGCACCUAAAAUAAAAAUACCGGGCACCAUUUCGGAUAGACGGACCCCAUUAGGUGAGUUAAAUUGGAUUUUUACCGCCAUCACUGAUACCAUAGCAUGGACAUCCUUACCACGUCCUCUUUUCAAAAAACUAUUUAGACAUGAUCUGAUGGUAGCUGCUUUAUUCAGAAAUUUUUUAUUAGCAAAGAGAAUAAUGCCACUAUAUAACUGUCACCCAGUGUCUGAUCCUCAUUUACCUGAUAUUGUAGCAGAUCAUCCUAUGUGGAAAUCUUGGGAUUUAGCUAUUGAUGAAUUAUUAAGUAAACUUGUUGCUGACAUGGAAAAUUCAAAAUUUACUGACACUGAAUCUACUGCAUUAUUUAAUCAAGAUGAUAGCUUGCAAUUGCAUAUAAACACAGGUUCACAAGAACAAAGACCACAGAAUUCAAGGAUGCCAUCGAGAUUUGCGGCUGGAAAUUUAAGUAAUAUGUCUCUUGCUGCACAUCCCUCACUACACAAUCGUGGCAAAGAAAGCGUAACUUCACUGAAAAAUGUACCUCAAGUCAAAAAACAAUUUACUGAUUUCUUCGAACAAAAUUUAACUGCAUUUGAAUUGUGGUUAAAAUAUUAUUCCAAUUCACGAAACCCCCCAGAACAACUCCCGAUUGUCCUUCAAGUGUUGCUAUCACAAGUUCAUCGUAUAAGAGCAUUGGUAUUAUUGUCAAGGUUUUUGGAUUUAGGGCCAUGGGCUGUCUAUCUUUCCUUAUCUAUUGGUAUUUUCCCUUAUGUUCUUAAAUUAUUACAAAGUCCAGCUCCCGAACUAAAGCCUAUUCUAGUAUUUAUUUGGGCAAGGAUCAUGGCCAUUGAUUACAAAAGCAUACAAAGUGAUCUCCUAAAAGAAAAGGGAUACAUGUACUUUGUAAAUAUUCUGAUUGCAGAUUAUGGAGCAACCUUGGAAGGUGGUGAAUCAUCUUUGAAUAACAACCCUCAAAUAACAAUGACAAUUCCACAUUUGAAUAAUCCUGUGUUCUAUCAAAAUAAUGGUAGAUUGCCAGGUGCAUUUCCUUAUAAUGAAACUACAGAUGAGCAAAAAGCCAUGGCUGUUUUUAUUCUAGCUGCAUUUAUCCGUGACUUUCCCCAAGCUCAGAAACAGUGUUUCAGUAUUGAAUUAAUUAAUAUGUUAUCAUAUUAUUUGUUAUAUUCUGACAUUCCUUUACUAAGACAAUGGUCAGCUAUAUUAUUAGGCCAAUUCUGUGACCACAAUCCAUUAAAUAAAUAUAUUUAUAUGGAUCUAGAUAUAACAUCAUCUUUAAUCAAAGCAUUGACAGAUUUAGUACCAGAAGUAAGAGCUGCUAGUUUAAAUGCUUUAUCAUAUUUUAUCUCUGAAGCUGAUGAUGUCGAAACACUCCUAGGAAUAGAAAAAGAAUAUACUUACCAUCUCCAACAACUUCACACACAAUUACAACAAUUUAAAACUGCAAAUCAUCGACAGAAUCAGCAACUAGAACAGCAACAAAUGAAUUUGGAACGCCAAAUUCAAAUUUACCAAAAUAUGCAAGCCCGCUUACAAAACGUCGACUUUUCCCUACUGAAAGUUCAAGGUAUAUAUAAUGUUGUUGCUAUUUUAAAAUUAGUGGAAGACGGUUCGCCAUUCGUUAGGAAGGAAGUGAUUAUCUUUCUUUCCAAGUUUGUUCAUCGUUAUAUCAAUUUUUUUGUUGUUGUGUUUUUCGAGUUUUUGGUCGAUGAAUUAAUUCAGCUAGACAAUAUAGGUAAGAACAAUGUUCUGAAAGUGAAUAAAAAUAAUGUCAGUCAUGGUUCCAUUUUUAGUAGUGUUUGGAAAACGUUACUGAUUUUUUCUUGUGACCCAUUUGAAGAAAACAAGGAACUAGCAAAUAAAGUUAUUGAUUAUAUAUUUUUUGAGGUCAAUAUGAAUAAGGAAUUUAAAGUGUCAUUACGAAAGAUAGGAGAAAACUUAAUUAAAAGAUCUUCAAAUUGGAAUCAGAAACAAGCAAACUCCUUCAAUGCAUCUCACAUACAAGUUAUUGGCAAACAAGACUCUAAAUUUCAUUCUAAUAGAGAUGAGAAUAGUUCAGAUGAAAAGGAAUCUCUUUCUGGUCAAUUCUUUUUAACAAAGAUUUUUAAUUCCCUCGGAUUUGGAGAGAAUUAUGGUUCAGAUACAUUUUCUUCUUCUUAUUCAAGAACGGAAUCAGGGCCACCAUCUAGAAGAAGUCAUCUUGAAGAUGGUGUGUUAAAUAGGCCAAAAAGAGUUAAUAUUGAUCCCAUCAAUAAGGAGUAUACGCUUCCACUAAAAGGCCAGUUUCUUGACUUCUGUUUUGAAUAUUUCCAGGAACCUCAAAUGAAGAAACAUGAAAUUGACGAAGUUGGAAGUGUCGAAUAUAAUACAAGAUUAUGGAGGAGAAACAGGAACGAAGAAAUUAUUGAGAAGACUCAAUCAGAAAAGACAUUGGCACUUUACGGUAAUUGGAAUAAUAGAAUAUCUAUAUUUGACAAUAAAUCACAACCUAAACUUUUAGAAUUUACACAAUUUGAUAAUUAUUUAGUUGCUGCCGACGAAAGAGAUUGCAUUACUGUCUAUGACUGGGCAAAUGACGAUGUCUUGAACAAAUUCUCAAACGACAAUCCAUAUGGUACGAAAAUUACUAGCUUAAAAUUUUUAAAUGAAGAUGACUCCUCCUUAUUAUUGACUGGAUCUUCAGAUGGUAUCCUAAAGAUAUAUAAAGAUAUCGAUAAGAAUGGGAAUACGACCAUUGUAUCUGCUUGGCGUGGUCUGACUGAUAUGUUAUUAACACCGAGAUCCACCGGUCUUCUAACUGAAUGGCAACAAAGUAAAGGUUCUUUGUUAGUUACAGGUGAUGUUAAGGUUAUAAGAGUAUGGGAUGCUCAUUCUGAAAGUAUUGAAGUUGAUAUACCUGUCAAAACAUCGUCAUUGGUUACAUCAAUUACUUCAGACCAGCUCGCUGGUGAUACAGUUGUUUGCGGUUUUUCAGAUGGGUCUAUUAGAGUAUAUGAUCGUCGUUUAAACUCUAGAGAUGCAAUGGUUCGAUUAUGGAGAUCAAAUGAAGGGAAAAAACAUUACCCAAUAAACUAUGUACAUUUACAAAGAGGUGGUUUUAGGGAGUUGGCUAGUGGUACAACUGAUGGAACUGUAGAGUUGUGGGAUAUAAGAAAUCAGGAUCCAAUAACGAGUUUUAAUAUUGGUUCGUCUAAUCAAUCUAGUGAAUCUAGGAUAAGCACAAUGACAAAAAUGCAACUUCAUGAGCAUGGGCCAAUUUUGGCUACAGGGACAAAACAAGUUAGUAUUUGGACUACUGCUGGUGAUCUAUUAUCUACUUUUGAUAAUACAUCCCAUAAUAGUGGAAUAGUAGGUACCUUUGGUGCAUCAGGUAUCCGUUCGAGUCUAACUUUGGCAAAUUCAAACUCAGGCUCGUUUCUAUCCUCCCUUGCAUUCCACCCACAUAGAAUGAUGCUGGCUGCUUCAAACUCUCAUGAUUCCAAAAUUUCGAUUUAUUCCUGUGAAAAUAAAUUCGACUAG